This is a messenger RNA of Salmo salar (Atlantic salmon), 1270 nucleotides long. RefSeq lists its product as uncharacterized. The record is from RefSeq and is a predicted model, not a curated record. NCBI's taxonomy places the organism in Eukaryota, Metazoa, Chordata, Actinopteri, Salmoniformes, Salmonidae. Gene Ontology annotation, molecular function: integrin binding. Gene Ontology annotation, biological process: cell adhesion.
CACUGCAGUUCUCCCUCGAGUUUGUGACCCCGACUAUGAAUACCACUGCAGUAGAUAAUAGAAGACUCUGAGAGAGAGGAGGAAGAGGAGGGGUCGUUGGGGUGUUUUCCAGUAAAGAAUACUUUCACUUUCAACGGUUUUCUGAAAAACAGAAGUGCGAGCGCAUUUCUUCUUCAACUCGUCUAACAGAAUAGUGGAAUACUUCACCGAGGGACGUUCGUUGAUAGUUAGAUGGAAAAUGGAGAUUGUAAUUGGUCUACUUCUUUCAUCAUUGUCUCUGUAUUGUGACUUCACCGAUGCCGAGUGCCUGGUGAUCAGUCCUGCCAGGCUGGUGGUGAAGUAUGGAGACCCAGCUUCAGCCAAAUGCACCUUCGAUCAGCCUAAGCAAUUGGGCUGGGAGGCGACCGAGGGAGGGGUGGGUCUAACAGACAUGGAGGGGACGUUCCUCAACUGGAGGGUGGACAGUGUGACUGACUGGAAUAUCAAACCAACAUGCUACACAGAAGCAGGCCAGUGUCAGAAACAGCUGGACAUCACAGUUUAUAAGCUUCCAGACAGUGUGUCCAUGACAGGCCCCUCAGGUCCGAUGGUUGAGGGGAAAGAGUACGAGUUUAAGUGUCUCAUCCAGAAGGUCGCUCCAGGUAACAGUCUCAAUGUGGCCUUCUACAAAGCCUCUGCCAUCGGUAGAAAGACAAAGACAUUGUUAUACGCACCAGAUGUACCAAGGCAGACCACCAAGGAACCUAUUAGUGGGGAAUAUCCCCUGCUGUGGUCCCCCAGUAGAGGUGAUGAUGGGGCCCAGCUCUGGUGUUCAGCCCUGUUAGGACUGGGAGAACUGGGACCCCAACCUCCUCCUGAAGUGGAAUCAGAGCCCUUCAAACUCACCGUGCACUCAUGUUCCGGUCAGGCUGCUGGAAGUGCCAUGGUGGCGGUGUUUCUCCUCCAGCUCAUUCAUUGGCUGUAAGACCACUUCCUGAACCCACUGAUUGGCUGAAUACAUGUGAUUAUUUUCCAACCCCCUCCCACUGUGGCUGUCUGUCCACUUUCUGCUAACUAUUGAUUUAUAAUUGUCAGGUAUAUGCAGGGAGUCAGGAAGCAGGUGCAGAAGGACAGUUUGAUAACGAUGAUGCUAGUUAAAUGAACAAUACAGGGGAUGAGUACUGAACAUGAAAACAAACCUCUACUGCCUGAUGACUGAAGCUACCGAGGGCUACAUGAAGGGAAGGUAGUCAAGAUGAUGAAGUCCAGGUGAUGGGACGCAGGUGUGGGU